CGUUGUGGCGGUAAGCGCUCGGUGACGAGACAUCGCUUCUGUUCGGUCGAAGUCCCCUGGACCGUGCUCUGUCGAGGGACUUGGUUCGAACCCUCAUCUGCACGCUGCCAUGGCAUCCAACAUACAGACUAUUCGUUUCCGAAGGCCAGAAAAGAAGGAACCAACGGUAAAACCCAAGAACAGGCAUGGUGGGAUAUUGCAGGAUCAAUUACGGAGGGCGCAACGUGCACCAUGGGUCCCGGCAUGGUCAACGGCGCUCAGGUUUUUCUUGUUGAUGAGGGUGGCAGGCGCCAUGUAUUCGAAUCUGCAGGAUUGCGACGAAGUAUUCAACUACUGGGAACCUCUGCACUAUCUUGAGAGAGGUUAUGGUUUCCAAACCUGGGAAACGUCACCGAAAUAUUCAAUUCGAAGCUGGGCAUACAUUCUCCUACAUUUACUUCCCGUCAAGAUUGCUACUCAAUUGAUAGGCUCCGACAAGAGACCUGCAUUCUUCGCUGUCCGUAUAUUAUUGGCUUUCAUCUCGUCAUUCUGUGAAGCCACGUUCUACCGAGCCGUUGUCGACAAGAUUAACUACCGUGUUGGCCGUUACCUAUUCUUCAUGCUGUUAUUCAGUUCCGGAAUGUGGUCAGCUUCAACAGCCUUUUUGCCCUCCAGUUUCGCAAUGUAUGCCAAUACCAUUGCAUUCUCGUGGUCAAUAGAACCCACAAACAAUCGUAACUUCCGGCGUACUUUGCUUUCGACGCUAGCCUUUGCCACAGGUGCUGUUGUCGGAUGGCCUUUCGCAUUGGCGGUCGCUAUCCCCUUCAUACUUGAGGAACUUGUUUUGCGUGGAACAGAUAUCGUUCCCUCUGAGAAACGCGUUUCUUGGCUUUUGGCUAGAUACGGGCGUUUGGCCACCUGUGGUGCUGUCGCCGCUCUGCUUUUCGUUCCCGUGGUUGCAUUGGAUACCCUGUUCUAUGGCAAACUCACGAUCGUACCAUGGAAUAUCAUCAAUUAUAAUAUCUUCCCCGACGCCGCUAAAGGACCCGAACUCUACGGAACCGAACCACCCACAUACUACUUCUUCAAUCUCCUGUUGAACUUCAAUGUCCUCGGUCCCCUCGCGCUCCUUUCUCUACCAGCGCUCGCCAUAACGCGACGCGUCGACCGGAAACGUCUCGGAGACAAACCUCCUGCGAGGCAGAGUUCUCCCUAUACGUUGGUCGCGUUGAGACUGGCCCCUGUAUAUGUUUGGUUAGCCAUUCUUUCUAAACAGCCACAUAAAGAGGAAAGGUUCUUGUAUCCGAUCUAUACGUUGGUUUGCUUCAACGCUGCUGUGACAUUGUACUUGGUGAGAGGCUGGCUUGAGGUCGCGUAUGUUCGCUUCACGCAGUCGCCUUACAAGGCAUCUAAGGCGUCCAUCUUCAGCAGAUUGACACUUUCAGUAGUCACUGCGUCGAUGGUCUUCUCUGUCUCACGUACUCUUGCACUUUGGACAUACUAUCACGCGCCAAUGACCAUUGCUUUCCGAUUUGAAACCGAAGAACUCCCUCGUCUUCUCAAUGUGACAGGCUAUAUUACGCUCCCUCCUUUCAGCGAGACCGCUCCUCACUCUCGGUAUGACGAUGAAGAAAGCAAACCUCGAAUCGACUAUGGUCCUAUCAAGAAUUUCGGUCUGAGGCUUUGCUAUGGGAAGGAGUGGCACAGGUUCCCCGGACAUUUCCUAGUUCCUGACGGCGUCCGAGUCGAUUGGAUCAAGAGCGAAUUCGACGGAAUGUUGCCCGCACAUUUCUUGGAGACGAAGUAUGAGAGUGGACUGAUGGGGCGUGUCAAGGGAACGAGAGCCGUUCCGUCCGGAUUGAAUGACUUGAACGAAGAAGCACCCGAGUUCUACGUUGACGUGUCUUCGUGUGAUUAUCUCGUCGAUUUGGAUUUCCCCCUCCACCCUCGGGAAUCAUUACACGAACCGCGGUAUUCCGUGGAUGAACAAACCUGGGACCGAGUAACAUGUCAAAAGUUCCUAGAUGCGAGCCAUUCUCCGUUGCUUACUCGUGCAUUGUGGAUGCCGGGUGCGAGGUGGCAACAGGCAAACGAGUACGGAGAGUAUUGCCUGCUUAGACACAAACAGAACGUCGCGAAGAAGGAAAAGGAAAAUACUUUACGACUUACCACGUAGGUGUGCAAUGAAAGUAACUUAUGCCUCACGACUAUUGUCAUUAGAAGAAGCUCACUCAUAAUUCAAUCAUAAUUCACAACC
Somion occarium is the source of this 2236-nucleotide messenger RNA. Lineage: Eukaryota; Fungi; Basidiomycota; Agaricomycetes; Polyporales; Cerrenaceae. The record is from the annotation of a GenBank genome assembly.